UGAAUGUAACUUUACUCCAAUACAACAUCGCUCUCAUCGUCGCAAACAACCCCUCACGCAUCGAAACCAGGACGGGCAAAAUGCCUCAUACCAUUGGUUUCCUUUAUCCUGUAACCCAACUUCAAGCAUCGACGCAGACUACAAAAGCUGAUACCGAUUGCGGGAGGAAAUAGCUACUCAAGUACUACUGAGAUGAAGUUCCUAGUUGCAACCGCUUCUGCUGUCCUAUUUACUCUGCUCAAACCUCACCCAGCUUCGGGUGCAACGGUUCCCGUUACUCUUGAUAUCAUCAACGCUGUGGGCGCCCCCGAUGGGUUUUCAAGAACUAUGGUAACGGCGAACGGAACUUAUCCAGGCCCUCUUAUUACAGCGAACAAGGGCGACACUUUGGUAGUUACAGUGAACAACAAAUUGACCGACGACAGCAUGCGUAUGAGUACAGCCAUGGAUUUCGAUGGACUUUUCGUUGACACCGCCAACUCUUUCAAUGAGGGAAGCUCUUUUGUCACAGCCUGUCCGAUCGCUCCAAACGCAAGCUAUACCUACACUAUUCCUUUAAUUAACGACCAAACUGGUACUUUCUGGUAUCAUUCGCAACUAAGUGUUCAAUAUGUCGAUGGUCUUCGCGGAGCUCUCGUUGUCUACGAUCCUGAGGACCCUUUGGCCGACUUGUAUGAUGUCGACGACGAAAAUACAAUCUGGGCAGUUGGCGACUGGUGGCACAACACUUCGACAUCUAUGCUUGUAACAUAUGUUGCCAGUGGUAUCGUCCCAGUUUCCGACACUGGAACAUUCAACGGCGUUGGAAGGUUCAACGGUGGACCAGAGGUUCCUUUCUUUGUCACCAACGUCGUCGCUGGAACUCGCUACCGUUUCCGUAUCAUCAAUCAAUCUGCGCGUAACGUUUUCACCAUGUCUGUUGACAGUCACAAUCUGACGGUUAUCGAAACCGACGGAACUCCGACCACUCCAAUGACUGUCAAUGAAAUCCAAAUGCUUGCUGGCCAGCGUUAUUCCGUUGUCCUCGAGGCCAACCAGCCUGUUGACAAUUACUGGAUCAACGCCCCCUACACCGGAGGCUCUCCGGCUGUUAACUUGAACCAAAAUGCCACGCUCGCUCGUGCUAUUCUGAGAUACCAGGGCGCUCCUGAAACUGACCCCACCGCACCAAUGUCUCUUGGCCCAGCUGAAUCAGAAUUGAACGCUCUCGUCGAGGCCAACCUACGCCCAUUGGUUGCUCAAGCUGCACCAGAACCCGACAUCAACAUCACCCUGAACCUCGUUGUGACUGCUGGACGAGCUCAAUGGAACGUCAACAACGUUUCAUACCUACCGCCUUCAGUGCCUACUCUCUUGAAGAUUCUUGACGGUGCCAACAGUGCUUCCGAUUUCAAUGUAACUGAGAACACCUUCGUCCUUCCUGCAAACAAAACCGUGCAGGUUAUAUUCCCGCCCAGUGAUGACGACGAGGCUCACCCGUUCCAUUUGCAUGGAAACAACUUCUGGCUUGUUAAAUCCAACACAACCGACGUAGUCAACACUGCAAACCCCAUCCGACGUGAUGUCGCAGGUGUCGGCGCUGAGGGUACCAUUGUUCGGUUCUCCACUAACAACCCAGGCCCGUGGUUCUUCCACUGCCACAUCUUCUGGCACUUCCAAGCUGGUCUGGCAACAGUUAUGGCCUCGGGUCUUGAUGAAAUCCGUGAACAAGUUCACCCUACUCAAGCUUGGGAUGCUCUAUGCCCUGCGUACGAUGCUCUUCCUGCGAACUUGCAAUGAUUAUCGGAAGGGCUCAGAUGGUCAUGAACUUUGGGGAAACAAAGAAUUAUUUAAGCGAUAGUUGUUACUUUUGUAUCAAAUCAUAUCCGUGGCAGCAAUAAAGC
This is a messenger RNA of Lentinula edodes (shiitake mushroom), 1883 nucleotides long. RefSeq names its product Cupredoxin. The record is from RefSeq and is a predicted model, not a curated record. The transcript is spliced from 24 exons. The coding region runs from base 193 to 1779 and encodes 528 amino acids. Gene Ontology annotation, molecular function: oxidoreductase activity; copper ion binding. NCBI's taxonomy places the organism in Eukaryota, Fungi, Basidiomycota, Agaricomycetes, Agaricales, Omphalotaceae.